Molecule: messenger RNA, 763 nt
Organism: Cydia amplana
Lineage: Eukaryota; Metazoa; Arthropoda; Insecta; Lepidoptera; Tortricidae
Gene: Ras64B
Product: ras-like protein 2
Exons: 4
Coding region: 105-704 (199 amino acids)
Biological process (GO): Ras protein signal transduction
Cellular component (GO): plasma membrane
Molecular function (GO): GTPase activity; GDP binding; GTP binding
Source: RefSeq, a predicted model, not a curated record
UAGUGCCGUGCAAAUUCCGUCGCUUGUGUCAUCCGUGACCGUCAGCGAAGGAUCAAUCGGACCAUAUUUGUGUUAAAAUACUUGUUUUUUAAUAAUUUUACACAAUGUCUCGGCCAGGAGAUAGACCUAAUCAAGCGCAGACGUAUAAACUAGUCGUCGUGGGGGGUGGUGGUGUUGGAAAAAGUGCUAUCACUAUACAAUUUAUCCAGAGCUAUUUCGUGACCGACUACGACCCCACGAUUGAAGACAGCUACACGAAGCAAUGCGUGAUAGACGAUAUUCCCGCGAAAUUGGACAUUCUGGACACGGCGGGUCAGGAGGAGUUCUCCGCCAUGCGCGAACAAUACAUGCGCUCGGGCGAGGGGUUCCUCCUCGUGUUCUCAGUGGCCGAACACUCCAGCUUCGACGAGCUCUACAAGUUCCACAAGCAGAUCCUCCGGGUCAAGGACCGGGACGAGUUCCCCAUGCUCAUGGUGGGGAAUAAAGCUGAUUUGGAGGCGCAGAGAGUGGUAUCACUAGAGGAGGCCCAAGCCCUCUCCCGCCAGCUCAAAGUCCCAUACAUCGAGUGCAGCGCCAAGGCCCGCAUGAACGUCGACCAGGCCUUCCAUGAGCUCGUGCGCCUCGUCCGCCGGUUCCAGGAGGCCGAGAGAGUCCACAUCAAGGCCGAACACGGCAGAAAGAGCAGAAAGUGCGCGAUUUUGUAACGUACGUAAGGUUUUGUGUUCAGAUGCUGUUAAGUCUUUGCUGUAAGUCAAGGUUGGAA